GCAAAAUUACACCACUACAUGUUCAAAUGUUUCGUAUUCAACUUUUAUAACUUUUCCUUUGAGUUAUUCGUAAGGGUAGCUGCCUUUUAGAUCGACGCCUAGAAGAAUCAACAUUUGUCACGUCACUGUCACUGAAUCGGAAACUCUUAUUAUUUUGCGUGCCCAGCGACAGCGAGCCGGUGACAGCCCUCAGCUGGUCCACAAGUGCAUGGACAGAGGGAGCGUCCGGUUACAUAGCUUUGGUCCCUACCCUAUUCUUCCCACACAUCAUAGGUUAUUUUUGGCAGGAGACGCAGCUGAUUAUAGGAGUUUUUGGCCCUCCCUAAUUUUUCUUUGGCAAGCUGCUGUCCUUGUAAAGGCUUACUUGUAGGAGAGGGAGUUGUCGAGCACAGUAUUUGGUCUCUCUGACUUUCAAAAAACCCACAUUUAAUGCGCAUACCCUAUGUGUAAGCGUUACAGUGCUUUCGAUGAGUACGACUAUAGGCACCCGUUGAGAGGUACCAGCUUUCAUCAACUCACUGUAUAUUAUCGUCAUUGAGGACGCACCCAUUCUCAGCGAUUGCUCUCCAAGUGUGGAUCUAACGAGCUUCACUCAAAAGUUUCAGGGUCAAGUUCAGUUCGUGUUUAUUUGUUAAACAACGAGCAUACGAGGUGUACCGCGAAUUUCUCUCCGCUACAAUAGCAAAAGCCUACGCUACCAGUAGGUUAAAAUAAUGGAGACCAACCCUAUCCCUGUCGUUACCGUCCAGACAACACCUUUUGAUGACCAAAAACCAGGGACUAAUGGACUCAGGAAAAAGACGACGGUGUUCGAGAGCAAGAAAAACUACUUGCAAAACUAUAUCCAAAGUGUCUUGUCUUCCAUCGACCUGCGGGACCGUCAGGGAUGUACAAUGGUUGUGGGCAGUGACGGAAGAUACUUCAGCCGGACAGCAAUUGAGGUCAUCGUACAGAUGGCUGCAGCAAAUGGGAUUGGGAGGCUGGUUAUCGGCCACAACGGAAUCCUGUCCACCCCAGCUGUGUCCUGCAUCAUCAGGAAGAUAAAGGCCAUCGGAGGGAUCAUCCUCACCGCCAGUCGCAACCCCGGAGGCCCCAAUGGAGACUUUGGGAUCAAAUUCAACGUCGCCAAUGGAGGUCCUGCCCCAGAUACGGUCAUUGAUAAGAUCCACCAGGUCAGCCGUACCUUAGAGGAGUAUGCCAUAUGUCCAGACAUGCGCAUUGACCUGUCAAGACUGGGUCGGCAGGACUUUGAUCUGGAGAACAAGUUUAAACCCUUCCGAGUUGAGAUAGUGGACUCGGUGGAAGUGUACCUCAACUUGCUGCGAGGGAUUUUCGACUUUAACGCCAUCAAAGGUCUUCUGACGGGGCCAGAUCAACUGAAGAUGAGGGUGGAUGCCAUGAGUGGAGUGAUGGGGCCUUACGUCAGGAGGAUCCUGUGUGACGAGCUGGGGGCUCCAGCCAACUCGGCGGUGAACUGUGUUCCUCUGGAGGACUUUGGGGGCCACUAUCCUGACCCCAACUUGACCUACGCCACCGGGCUGGUAGAUGCCAUGAAGGGAGGAGAGUUUGGGUUUGGAGCUGCCUUCGAUGCAGACGGGGAUCGCUGCAUGAUACUGGGUCAAAAUGCCUUUUUUGUCAACCCGUCGGACUCUCUGGCUGUGGUGGCUGCCAACCUCUCCUGCAUCCCCUAUUUCCGGCAGGUGGGCGUCCGGGGCUUUGCCCGCAGCAUGCCCACCAGCACCGCCAUUGACAGGGUUGCCAAGGCUAUGAAGGUGGCCGUGUAUGAGACUCCUGCUGGGUGGAGGUUCUUCGGGAACCUGAUGGACUCUGGGCGGUGUUCCUUCUGCGGAGAGGAGAGCUUUGGGAUGGGCUCUGAUCACAUCCGGGAGAAGGAUGGCCUGUGGACGGUGCUGGUGUGGCUGUCCAUCAUGGCCGCUCGAAAACAGGGGGUGGAGGACAUCGUGAGGGACCACUGGACCAAACUGGGUCGCAAUUACUUCUGUCGGUUUGAUUAUGAGGCCAUCGACCCCCGAGCUGCAUUCUACCUGAUGAAGGAUCUAGAAGCGGUCAUCUCAGACAAAGCGUUCUGCAGUCAGAAGUUCGCCGUGGGAAACAGCGUCUACAGCGUGGAGAAGGCCGACAACUUUGAGUACAUCGACCCCGUGGAUGGGACUGUGGCCCGGAACCAGGGUUUGAGGAUCAUCUUCUCUGAGUCGUCCAGGCUCAUCUUCCGUCUCAGUGGGACAGGAGUGGGAGUGGGGGCCACCAUCCGCAUCUACGCCGAGAGCUUUGAAAGAGACCCUGAGAGACACAACAGGGAACCACAGGUGGUCCUGGGACCUCUCAUCGCCAUCGCACUAAAGAUCUCCGACAUCCACGAGCGGACUGGCCGCCGGGGUCCCACCGUCAUCACCUGACCUGACCUGACCUCCAGUCACCCGCCCGAUCCAAUUUCCCUGGCCCCAACCCCCCCCGGCCAACCUCCUCCCCUCUUCCCAUUGGACUAUCACUCCUCACCAGGGGCCAAAGCCAUGAGUCAGGCAUCCACUGAGACCCAGUCUUUCUCUGCAUCCUCCAUCUCGAUCCUCCUCCUUCUUCUCCUCCUUCUUCUCCUUCUCCUUCUCCUUCUCCUUCUCCUUUUCCCUCUCCUUCUCCCGCAUCCUCCAUCAGCUUACUGUCAUGUCACGCAGUAGACUAUCUGCCCAUCAUCGUGAGCAACACAGCAACACCCUCCACUCUGCUGUUUGCUUCCACCCUGACCCCCUGUCUAACCUCUUUCACUGGCUGCCAUUUUGGACACACAAAUGUAAACUUGGUUAGUGUGCACGUUUUCACCAUCUUCCUGUAGACCUUUUGCACUGAUACCACACUUUUAAAACUGUACCAGAGGGUGAUGCAGUCUAUCCACUGAGUAAUUAUGUCAGGUUUCAAUAUGCGUUUAUUGUCUAUAGCUGAGUAUUGGUAGGUUAUAUAUGCACAGUUAUUCAUUCACCACUGAUGUAGUAAUAUCUCCCGUGUGCUUGUGUCAUGCUGAAACACAAUGUUUUAAGAAUAGCAAAAUACAGCUCCUAAUUAUAUAAAUAAUUGUUUUGUUGUUGGCAGAGAAAAAUAUAUUUUCAUUUUCAUAUUGUCAUUUAAUUCAGUCUUUUCCAUUGAAAUGUAGGUGUUUCUUUUCUGAAUGAUGUUGUGUUUGUGGUGCCUCAUGUGUUAGUACUAGCACUAGCUGUUGUUUAGUAACUGCACUUUCAAACAGAAGAGUACCGUGUGGAAUCAGGUGUUAGAAAAACACUGCACAAGAGAGCAAACAUGUUAAAAUCCUGUGGAAUAAUAGAGAAGAGCAUUCACAAAAUGUAGGGUUUUAUUCUUUUCUUUUUUUUAUUAUUAUUGUUAUUAUUUCAAUAUUUCUAGACACCACUAACCUUAUAUUUCCUACUCACAGCCGGGUAGGCCAUUAUGAGUUGUGUGGACUUUGUGAAAAGAGUUUUCCAUGUCGUAUGUUCCAGGGGCGAGAGGUGUGUGUGUUUCAGGUCUCCUUCAUUUCCAGCUUAUUCAGUGGCAUUGUUAGGUGUUCAGCUCCUCAAUUUGACACUGAUGACAUUGUGACACAUACGGAUCCCAAUCUGUUAAACACACUUUUGAAUGAGGUUUUGGUGCUUUCCUUCCAAACGACCUCCUAUUCAGAUGCUUAUGGACAUGACUACUUGAGAUGCACAACAGUUAUAUAGAGAUCCACUUUUAAUCCCACAAAUGUAUUUCUAGUCUCAUCACAAUUUCCAACCCAAAUCGCUUUGUCAGUGUAUGUUUUCAACAUUGGUAACGAAAAUACAUACACACAAUAUGAAAUGUUUUAAACAUAUUUUCACAAACAUUUAAUGAGCACCUCAGUGCUUAGACAAUGAGGGUGUCAAAGCAGCGAUGUCUGACAUCUGACAUUGGACCUCUGAUCUCAGAGAAUGCGACUCCCCAAAAAAGCCUACUUAAUCAGACAGUGGUACUUGUAAGGUCCCUCUCUCCUCCAUUAGUACAGUGUACAUACCACAAGAAAGGCUUCACUGAAAUCACAGAGGGAAACAUGCUCUUUCUUCUCUUUUUGUUCCAGAUCCUUCUUCAUUAUUUUCAUCACCAUUUCAUCCUCAUUUUUAGUAGCUUUGGAUAGUUUGCUUUGGUCUGCUGCUCUAAACUGCAAGUCGUGAGGUCAUGACCCCGUGGAUCAUGAAAAACCUUGUCUUGAUUUUCCUUCUUAGUGAACUGAAUCAGAACAGUCAUACCCAUGCAUUCGAUUUUUUUUGGUUUUAUUAUUUUUUGAAACAAGAGCUACUACUUAUAAUGUCCAGAUUGUCCAGAGUGUAACCAACCCUGUGAGCACAAUAACGAAAUUCCCUCCAGAAGGGGGUGAAGACAUAUUUGCUUCUACAUGUUGAAAGAUAUGGCCGCCUUGUUCAAGUUACACGAGACAUGUUUAUAAGACUGCAAUUCAAUUCUGCCUUUUUUAAGAUUAAAUAGCUGAACACUGAGCAUUAGCACAUGAGUAUGUUGGCUAACUGAGUUUUACAUGGGCUGAUGUGACCUGUGACAUGUGCUUUUUUUUUUGUAUUGACAUCCCACUAAAUGAAAUGUGAACUGCUUCAUCACCCUCUGCUUGAGGGGGACCACUUGCACCCCUAUGGUUGUAAUAAAGGAAGGGAAGGAGCGGAGAGUCUGUCCAUCACUGAAAUGAGAGAAAAAAAAAAAACAAGAGAAACUAACACGUUGUUCUCAGCAGGAUUUCAUUGUUUCUAAGGCUACACUGAAAUAAAAAUGUUUUGUGUGUGUCUUUA
Molecule: messenger RNA, 4817 nt
Organism: Clupea harengus (Atlantic herring)
Lineage: Eukaryota; Metazoa; Chordata; Actinopteri; Clupeiformes; Clupeidae
Gene: pgm5
Product: phosphoglucomutase 5
Biological process (GO): myofibril assembly; striated muscle tissue development; carbohydrate metabolic process
Cellular component (GO): sarcolemma; adherens junction; cell-substrate junction
Molecular function (GO): phosphoglucomutase activity
Source: RefSeq, a predicted model, not a curated record